AUGCGCAUCCUGCUCUACGUGCACGUGGCGGCCGACCACUACGUCAUCUCUUGCGACGAGAGCGCCACGCUAGCGUCACUCAUGGGUAUGGCCGAGGCGGCGUACGCGUCGGUCUUUCGCGCCAAGCCACCCGUGUCGAUCCGUGCCAUCACCAACGCGUCCGGGUGCUUCCUCCCGCCCGCCCUCGUGGUCGCCCAAGUGCUCACGCCCGAGGAGCACAUUUACGCCGUUGUCGACAAUGAGCCCGCUUACAACGACACCGAGCCGCCUCUGGACGCUUUCAAGCGGGCCGUCGCGUCCUGGUCGCAAUGGCAGCUCUACAUGGUGCAGCUGCUCUGCACCAUGACGCAAGACCCGGUUGUAGCGAUUCCCGACCUCUUGGCGUGUGGCGCGUUCAAGGUGCUCGGCUCGCUUCUCUUUUCUUCCGAUAUGCAGAUCUUGCGGCUCGCGCUCCAAGUGCUGGAGCGUUGCAUGUCGGUCGACUGUCUCAGCGCCGCCCGCCUCUUCACGCAGCUCCUCGCGACGAAGCGCUUGCCAGACGACCCGUUUGUGCCCACGACACUGCUGCGCCUCCUGCACACAUUUUGCGCCGAGAGCCGCGAAGCUCAGACGCUCUUGCUCGAAGAAGGCAUCUCGAGCCGGCUCCUCGCCCUCGUCGACUCGGUCAAGACGCCCGAGGCCGCCCACGCGAUUGACGCAACACUAUGUCUUCUCCAAGACUCUGCGCUACUCGGUCGCCGACCGCGCAGCAGUCGGUCCAACCAGUCAUCGCCGCCGAUGGCGCUGCAAGAAAUCAUGUACCUCUUGCACAGCAAACAACCCAAGAGCCUCGAUGUCGCGUCCAAGCAGCUUCUUCUCUUGGCCGCCACGGAAGACGACUGGGCCGCCGCGAUGGCAGGCUCGAGUUCCGAGCGAGCGAUCUUUACCGAGCUCUUGCACGUGGCAGGCAGCAGCUUUCGCACGACGCAUACCGUCCACAUGGUCGUACUCGGUCGCUUUCUCUGCGUGAUGCAGUCGGUCGCUGGCUUCUCGCCAAGCGCUGUGCUGUCGGACCCCGGCGCCAUCGACUACUUGCUAUCGUUGGCCAGCGCAUCCUCUACGUACCCAAGUGAGAUCCAAGCGCAAGCCGCGCAGCUCCUUCGACUCUCUCUAAUGCAGUUUGGCGAGUCCCGACACUGCAACGGUCUUGUCGCGAUGCUUUGCAACACGACGCCAACAGUCCGCGACGUCGCUACGGACGUGAUUGCAUUGCUGCUGGAGCGCGACGAGAGCCCGGGCAUGAAGGAGUUGCUUGUGCACCGACUGAUGCAAGAAGACAUCCUGGCGAUUUGCAUCGAUAUGCUGUAUGCCCCGAGCCAACGACGCCACAUGCUCAGCGUCCUCAACGUGGUGCUUCAGGAAGGAGACGCACGGGACAGAGUCGUGGAUCGGUUUCAGUGCGUCUCGCUCUUCGUCUCGCUGCUCGUCGACGCGUCGUUGGAUGUCGACGGACAGCGACUUGCCGCCAAAGCGCUCGCCAAGCUCGCGCUCUCCACGUACCAGCAUAUCAAUAUUGCGAAAGUCUCAUGA
Saprolegnia parasitica CBS 223.65 is the source of this 1569-nucleotide messenger RNA. RefSeq lists its product as hypothetical. The record is from RefSeq and is a predicted model, not a curated record. Lineage: Eukaryota; Oomycota; Saprolegniomycetes; Saprolegniales; Saprolegniaceae. The transcript is spliced from 4 exons. The coding region runs from base 1 to 1569 and encodes 522 amino acids.